Messenger RNA from Mycena indigotica, 1209 nucleotides. RefSeq lists its product as uncharacterized. The transcript has 8 exons. Bases 1 to 1209 code for a protein of 402 amino acids. The record is from RefSeq and is a predicted model, not a curated record. NCBI's taxonomy places the organism in Eukaryota, Fungi, Basidiomycota, Agaricomycetes, Agaricales, Mycenaceae.
AUGCCGAAUCCAAAAGGAGUGAAUGGCUCAAGUGUGAAAGUUUAUCCACCAGACGACCAGUUGCGGGAGACACUGCUGAAGUACGUGAAGCGGGGUCAUACCCAGCAGCAAAAACUUGAGCGGUUGAUUGAAGACCACCAACUCAAGAUCAGUAUUGCCGUCCUCAAUAAACUUGAACGAAGACUAGGAAUUCCUUCUGUCAAAGGAUCUCGGCGAGUAGCAGCAGAAGUGGCUGCACAAGCUGUGAUAGAUGAGCUCGAGAAAGAUCUUGCGCAAAACAAUGGACCAAACUAUGUCAAGAUGCAGUUGCAGAACAAGUUGAUAUUGGUCCCGCGCGCUAUCCUGGCCGCAAAAAAAACUCAAAUACAUCGAACACCGUUGUCAGCACUGGGCCCCUUCCAUGAGAUUUGUUCUGACGGGCACGAGAAACUGGGAGCACAAGCAUUACAGAUGGGCGGUAUAGGCUUACCAAUCUAUGCGUUCAAGGACAAGUGGACAGCAAAGCUGCUCAAAAUCAAUGUUGUCCCAAAUGACCGUACGAAUGCAGCCAUUGGUCACCUAUAUCUUGAUUUUGUGGCCGAGACCAGUGGAACUGGCUUACAGAUGACCGUUGAUAAAGGUUCAGAGAUAGGAUGGAUGCUAGCAAUGCAGGAUUGUCUACGUGAGAUCUUUGCACCGAACAUUGAUCCUGACGUCUAUCCUGCACACAUUUGUGUCAAGAGCGUCCACAAUACUGUCAUUGAAGCGUUCUGGCGAUGGCUAAAGGUAGAACAUAUCUUCAGCGAGAUAACUGUUUACCAUCGCCAUCUCUUUAACUGGAUCUUCCCUUCUCUGGUUCAAGCCGAACUUGAUGACUUUCGUAGCUAUUGGAAUUCACACAAGAUUCGCUACCAGGCAGACAAAAUCAUGCCUUCAGGCCACGUUCCUUCAGAUGCUGCAGAACACCCUCAGCUGUUUGGAGGUAUCAAUUGCUUCAUCAAGGUACCGGUCGCAACAGUAGAAGACCUUCGCGCUGCAUUAUCAGAUGAGGUUGGACCACGAGAGCAACACUUGCGCUGGGUGUCACCUGAGUUUGAGCAGUUUGCACAAACGGUGUACGAGUCACUUGGGAGGCCCGACCUCACCUUAGCAAGUAGCUGGGACGUAUUCUCACAGAUGUCAUUAGAGAUUGAGAGACUAGGACCAGAUAUGUGGCCAGAAAUGGAGUAA